GGUCUUCAAAAGGGUCCUCGGAUCUUUGAUCUUGUGGACUGAUUUUGAAGUGUGUUUCGUGUUGUCCUUGUAAUUCUUGUAUCAUUGCACGACAGUUGUUUGAUGCAAUGCCGUGUAGGAAUUUGGUUCGGUGGAAUGUCAUGAUGACGGGGUAUUUGAAUUCGAAUAAUCCUGGUAAGUGCCUAAAGUUGUUCAGAGAAAUGGCACAGAGGGGAUUGAAUGGGAACGAUACGACUAUAGUUCUUGCGGUUAGUGCUUGUGCUAGGUCAGCUCGGAUGAAGGAAGGAAAAUCUGUUCAUGGGCGUCUAAUUAAGAAAUUUAAAGACUUGAAUUUGAUUAUUGGUACUACUUUAAUCUAUAUGUAUAGUAGAUGCGGCAGAGCAGAAAUUGCUCGUUUAAUUUUUGAUCGGAUAUCGAUCAAGAACAUAGUCUGCUGGAAUGCAAUGAUAUUGGGGUAUUGCAUCCAUGGAAACCGAAAAGAUGGGCUUAAUCUGUAUUCAAACUUGCUGAGCAGUAGAUUAGAAAGUACAGGAAAAAGUCAUGUUGAUAACCCUGUGCUUCCAGAUGAAAUCACAUUUGUCUCUGUCUUAUGUGCUUGUGCCCGUGAAGGACUGGUAACAGAAGAAAGAAAAUACUUUGGCAACAUGAGCGACGCGUUUGGUAUAAAGCCCAGCUUUGCACAUUAUUGGUGCUUGGCUAAUAUUUUGGAAAAUGUUGGUCUAAUGCAAGAAGCUAUAGAAACACUGAAAAACAUGCCAGUAGAUAGCGAUUUACCACUGGAAUCCUCAUUGUGGUCUGAAUUGCUUGGCUCAGCCCGCCUUGGUCAAGAUGUAAGUUUAGGAGAACAAAUUGCAAAUAAGUUGAUUGAUCAUGACCCCGAGAAUUUUUGGCAUUAUUUAUUGUUGGUGAACAUGUAUGCUGCAGCUGGUCGUUGAGAUGAUGUAACUCAGACAAAGUAGAGGCUGAAGAAGAGAGGAAUAGAAAGAACAUCAGGCUGCAGUUUAAAAGACUUGAAGGAAAUUGUUCACGACAUGUCAGCGACAUAAAUAGCAGAUUGAUACAGAAGUAGUCUAUUAUUUCGUGAUGCUGCAAAGCUUUAAGAGCAUAUUCAUCAGUUGGAGGCUAUGUUGCUCAGACUCUUCAAGAAUGUCAGUGGGUGCGUAUCGAAUUCUUCAAAAGUUAGUGCAUCAAAAGUGAAGAGUUUGAGCAACUUACGUUGAAGGCCGAAUCAUGCUUGAAGAACAUACAGGAAGAAUAUUCUAAGCAACGGAUUACUACAUGAUAAAAGGAAUGGAAGAUGCUUCGAAGAGAAAAAGAAGACGCUUAAUAUUUUCAAAAUAUAGUGAAUCUAUCGGUACUAUCGCAGUGGUGGUAUACAACUUUGGACCUAACGGCUGGCGUAGUAACAUUUCGAAAUGAAGGAUUAUAAAUGUAUUCAAAAUUUGUAUUAUUGUAUGAAGAAAAAAUAUCCUAAAUAUG
Messenger RNA from Capsicum annuum, 1479 nucleotides. RefSeq names its product pentatricopeptide repeat-containing protein At3g51320-like. The coding region runs from base 108 to 935 and encodes 275 amino acids. Gene Ontology annotation, molecular function: protein binding; RNA binding. Gene Ontology annotation, biological process: RNA modification. The transcript has 2 exons. Lineage: Eukaryota; Viridiplantae; Streptophyta; Magnoliopsida; Solanales; Solanaceae. The record is from RefSeq and is a predicted model, not a curated record.